Molecule: messenger RNA, 5380 nt
Organism: Fonticula alba
Lineage: Eukaryota; Rotosphaerida; Fonticulaceae
Product: DNA-directed RNA polymerase I subunit RPA1
Exons: 8
Coding region: 103-5352 (1749 amino acids)
Biological process (GO): DNA-templated transcription
Cellular component (GO): RNA polymerase I complex
Molecular function (GO): DNA binding; DNA-directed RNA polymerase activity
Source: RefSeq, a predicted model, not a curated record
CGCGAGUGGUGAUCCUCUGCGCGAGAGAGAAAGAGAGAGAGCGAAAGAGAGCGAGCAGGCGGUCGCAUCCCCCUCGCUCCAGCCCCCCUCCCCGUCCCGACCAUGAACGUCACUCCCUCCACUUCGGUGGUUGUCAGCCACAACCUGACCGGCAUCCACUUCUCGUCCUACACCUCGGACGAGAUCCGCCGGCUGUCGGUGAAGGCCCUGCACAACCCGGUGCUCUUUGAUGCCUUCGGACACCCGACCCGUGGCGGCCUGUAUGAUCCUGCUCUCGGUCCCUUCGACCGUGAUGCCAUGUGCGGGACUUGCUCGCUGAACCAGCAGUCCUGCCCCGGCCAUGCCGGCCACAUUGAGCUGGCCGUGCCGGUCUUCAACCCCAAUACCUUCGCCACCAUGUACCAGUUCCUGCGCGCGACCUGCUUCUUCUGCCACUCCUUGAAGAUGGCCACUCAUCGUGCCCACAAGUACAAGGCUAUCCUGACCCUCAUCGACCACGGCUUCCUGACCGAGGCCCUGGACCUGAUGGAGAUCAACCUGGUGAAGCGGCGUGCCCCCUCGGCCAAGGCCGAGUCCUCGGAGAGCGCCAUCCUCAAGUCCGGUGAGAACAUCCUCCUCCAGGACAUCAACUGGGACAGCAGCGAGAAGGGCAAUGCCGGCAUCUCGGAGGAGGUGUACAUGGCCCGCAUCGAUGCCUUUGUCGCCUCGGUCAUCGGCAAUGCUGGCGAGGGCAAGCGCAAGUUCAACAAGUACAUCCAAUCCCAUGAGGAGCGCCGCCGCCUGGUGCGCGCCUUCUUCCGCAAGAUCCCCCACCAGCGGUGCGAGAACUGCGGCGCCCAUGCGGCCACUCUGCGCAAGGAGGGCCUUGCGCGCAUCUUCCAGCGCCCCAUCCAGGCGCGCUACCUCCGGCAGAAUUACGCCCAGGGCCAUCGCGAGGUGGACUUCGUGUCCGGCGAGGCCACAAGCAAUUCGGUUGUCCCGGCCACUGGCCGCCGGCAGGUGACCGAUGAGGACACCAUGUCGCGUGAGACCCUCAUGAGCGGCGCUUCGGCUCCCUGGAACAAUGAGGAUUCCGACUCGGACUCCGACUCGGACUCCGAUUCCAGCUCCGAUUCCGAUGGGGAUCUCGACCCGGCGGCCGUCGAGCUGGCCCAGCAGAAGGCCGCCGCUCGCGUCCUGAUGGAGGGUGGCAAGGUUGGCGACGAGGAGGAGGAUGGUCUGUCCACCUCCGGCAACAACCGCACCCUGCUGCCGAUCCAUGUCCGGUCACACCUGCGCCGCAUGUUCGACAAGGAGAAUGACAUCGUCCGGCUGUUGCUGUGCUCGCUGGCUCCCCCGCGUCCGGGGGCCUCGCGCGCUCGCGGCGCCGCUCCCGAGCGUGUGACUCCGGAAUCCUUCUUCUUCGAGGUGGUUCCGGUGCCUGCCACGCGCUUCCGCCCGGCGUCCAAGAUGGGCGACAAGGUGUUCGAGAAUGCCCAGAACGUCCAUCUGACCAACAUCCUGAAGGAUAACCAGCGCCUGGUGGAGUUGCAGCUGCAUGCCGAGCGUGCCGGGGCCAAUGUUUCCGUGGAUCUGGAGAAGACCGUGUCCGCGUGGUUCUCCCUCCAGGACAAUGUCAACUGCCUGGUGGAUUCCGGCCUCAACCGGGACAUGCGGCGCCAGGUGCCGAAUGGCAUCAAGCAGCUUCUCGAGAAGAAGGAGGGCCUCUUCCGCAAGCACAUGAUGGGCAAGCGUGUGAACUUCGCCGCUCGUACGGUCAUCUCCCCCGACCCGAACAUCGGCACCGAGGAGUUUGGUGUCCCCAUGGUCUUCGCCACCAAGCUCACGUACCCCGAGCCGGUGACCCAGUACAACAUCCGGGAGCUUCGCCAGGCGGUCAUCAACGGCCCGGAUGUCCAUCCUGGCGCCACGCACAUCGAGAAUGAGGAUGGCUCGGUGUCGGCUCUGCGGCAUUUCUCCUCGGAGGAGCGUACUGCCCUGGCCAACCGCCUGCUGACGCCGCAGACCGCCGGGGCCGGCGCCUCGACCGGCAUCAACAAGCGCGUGCUGCGGCACAUCAAGAACGGCGACGUCAUCCUGGUCAACCGCCAGCCGACCCUGCACAAGCCGUCCAUGAUGUCGCACAAGGCGCGCAUCCUCCCCGGCGAGAAGACCUUCCGCAUGCAUUACGCCAAUUGCAACACGUAUAACGCCGAUUUCGAUGGCGACGAGAUGAACAUCCACUUCCCGCAGAAUCAGAUCGCCCGCGCCGAGCUCUACCACAUCGCCAACACCGACAAUCAGUACAUCGUGCCGACCGAUGGUAAGCCCAUUCGUGGGCUGAUCCAGGAUCAUGUCCUGACCGGUGUGCUGAUGACCAAGCGCGACACCUUCUUCACCCGGGAGGAGUAUUUCCAGGUGCUGCAUGGGUCCCUGCCGGAGUCCAUCCAGCAUCUGGAGACCCUGCCGCCGGCCAUCGUCCGGCCGCGGCAGCUUUGGACCGGCAAGCAGGUCAUCUCCACCCUGAUGAUGAACUUGACCAAGGGCCGGCCGCCGCUGAACCUCACCUCCAAGGCUCGUAUCCCGGCGCGCAUUUGGUCGCACCAUUUCCGCGCUGGCGAUGAGCAGUCCGCCACCGCGGCCAAGAGCCCGGCCGUGGAGGAGGCCGAGGUCAUCUUCCAUGAGGGGCAUCUUGUGCAGGGUGUCCUGGACAAGAACCAAUUUGGCGCGUCGGCCUUCGGUCUGGUGCAUGCCUGUUACGAGGUGUAUGGCGGAACCAUCGCCGGCAAGCUGUUGACUGCCCUUGGUCGGCUGUUCAUCCGCUUCCUCCAGGACCACGGGUUCACCUGUGGCAUGGAUGACCUGAUCCUGCUGGAGGCGGCCGAGGAAAACCGCCGGCGCAUGUUCGAUGACAUCGCCCAGGUGGGUCACUCGGUGGCGGCCGAGGUGGCCGGCCUGCCGGGCAGCGUCAGUGCCGAGCGUCUCAAUCAGAAGCUCAGCGUUUUGUUGCGUGAUGACAACAACUGCGCCCGCAUGGAUUCCGUCAUGAAGUCCAAGACCGGCGAGAUCACUUCCUCCAUCAUUGACAAGACCCUGCCCGAGGGUCAGAUGAAGUUCUUCCAGGACAACAACAUGUCGCUGAUGAUUCACACCGGUGCCAAGGGCAGUAAUGUCAACCUGUCGCAGAUCACCUGUCUGCUUGGGCAGCAGGAGCUCGAGGGCCGCCGUGUGCCGCUCAUGGCCUCCGGCAAGACGCUGCCGUCGUUCACGCCAUUCGACACCCAGCCGCGUGCUGGUGGUUACAUUGCCCAGCGUUUCCUCACGGGCAUCCGCCCGCAGGAGUAUUACUUCCGUUGUAUGGCUGGUCGUGAGGGUCUGGUUGAUACGGCCGUCAAGACUGCCCGUUCGGGCUACCUGCAGCGGUGCAUCAUCAAGCACAUGGAGGGCCUCCGUGUCCACUAUGACAACACCGUGCGCGACUCCGAUGGCUCUGUGGUGCAGUUCCUGUAUGGGGAGGACUCGCUCGAUGUGACCAAGCGCCUGUACCUGGAGCAGUUCCCCUUCUCGGUGCAGAACCACAAGGCCUUCCUGGCCAAGUACCAGCCCGAGCGCGUCCUCCAUCGUCUGGAGCGUGAGGAGGGCCAGUCCAUGAUGAAGAAGGCCAUCCGCAAGCCGAGCAAGUAUGACCCUGCUCUGGCGACCUUCCCGCCUGGUGUGCAUCUGGGAUCGGUGUCCGAGCACUUUGAGAAGUCCCUGCAGAAGUUCAUCGAUGCCCAGCGCGAGGCCGGUGGCAUGUUGGACGAUGAGUCUGGCGCGCCGCUGGACGCCGAUGCCUUCGAGGAGCUCAUGUACCAGCGGUACAUGCAUACCCUGGUGGAGCCGGGCGAGGCGGUCGGUGUGCUUGCCGGCCAGUCCAUCGGUGAGCCUUCCACCCAGAUGACCCUGAACACCUUCCACUUCGCUGGUGUUGGUGCUAAAAACGUCACGCUCGGUAUUCCCCGUCUGCGUGAGAUCAUCAUGACCGCGUCGUCCAAGCCGCGCACCCCCUUCAUGGAGCUGCCGAUCCAUGCGGACAAGAGCCGCGCCGAUGCCCUGCGCAUGGCUUCGGUCCUGAGCCGCCUGACCCUCGGCACGAUCCUGGAGUCGGUGCAAGUGCGGGACUCGAUCGCGCCGCCGGCGCGCGGGCUCGGUCGCCAGCGCGUGUACAAUGUCACCUUCCAGCUGCUGAGUGUCCUGGAGUGUCAGGAGGACUUCCUGCUGUCCACCGACCAGCUGGCCCCGUAUCUGUGCGGGCCGAUGAUCAAGCGCCUGGUGGAGCUGAUCCGCCGAGACCUGGCCAACCGCGUGCGCGAUGCCAAGCAGCAGGACGACUCCCUCGGUGUCGGGGUCUCGGAGGUGAGCGACGUCGUGUCGUCCAUGGGCAAGCGCGGCGCGGCUCGCGCCAGCGCCGAGCUCGAUGGCGGUGCCGGGGCCGACGAGGCCGGCAGCGAUGACUCGGACUCCGACGACUCGGACUCGGAGUCCGGCUCGGCGGCGGCCAAGAAGGGCGCCGCUCGCCGGCAGCUGUCCUCCUACGAUGACGAUGGGUCUGACUCGGAGGAGUCCGAUGCUUCGGACUCCGACGACAGCGCCCCCUCGGAUUCCGAGGACAAGAUGGAUGUCGACGUGUCGGCCGGCUCCUCCGGCAAGUCUGCGCACUCGGACCAGGAGACUCGCAUGGCUCAGUCCCUCUGCCAGAAUGUGACCGCCUACUCCUACGACCGUGUCACCAACCAGGUGCACCUGGAGCUCAGCUACAACAUCGACACGCGCAAGCUGAUGCUGGUGAAUCUGCUGGAGCGUCUGGCCGAGACCUCGGUGAUCCGCGAGGUGGCUGGCAUCAGCUCGUGCAUGAUUGACGAGGAGUCCACCAAGAAUGCCAAUGAUGGCCAGAUUCGUCUCGCCACCGAGGGUGUCAACCUUCAGGGUGUGUGGGAGAUGGACAAUGUCAUCGAUGUCAACAGCAUUUCGUCGAACGACAUCAAUGCCAUCCUCAAGACCUACGGUGUGGAGGCUGCCCGGGCGACGAUUGCCUCUGAGAUCAGCAAGGUCUUCGGGGCGUAUGGUAUCUCGGUGGAUCCGCGCCAUCUGAGCCUGAUCGCCGAUUACAUGACCUUCCACGGUGGCUACAAGGCCAUGAACCGCAUGGGCAUCGAGGCCAGUGUGUCGCCGCUGCAUCAAAUGUCCUUCGAGACCACGAUGCAUUUCCUGCGCAGCGCGGUCACCCACCAGGACUUCGAUUCGAUCGACAGCCCGUCCGCUCGAAUUGUGGUCGGCCGCCCGGUCGAGGGUGGUACUGGGUCCUUCGAAAUCCGCCACCCCGUGAUGGAGUAGUGUGGGGAGGGGCAAGCACGUUGUGCGC